UCCCAAACAAUUACAAAAUCCUUUUGCUUUUUUCUUCUACUACUAGCCUUCGAUCAGCGUAACUCUGUCGUGGAUCGUUCGAUCCGCACGGUCGAGAAGCAGUGCAUACUCUAAUACAACCUAUAAAAUCGAAGAUCCUUUUUCCCUUUUAGCUUUAAUCUAAUCAAGUAAUCCUACAAGAACGGAAACAUUUCUUGCUUUUUUGGGCUAAAACUCUCUCUCAAAUGGCGGUUUUUUCCUUUCACCGUUUCGGGCUGACUCGCUACCAAAACAUGGGUAGUCGCUUGAGGGCUAUGAGAGUGAGACUGGCGAAGAAGAGAAGGGCUAUCAAGCGUAUGAGACAGUCGCUAAGUGCUCUGCAAAUUGCAGCUGAACAGAUUGAGCGAGAUCUGAUAUUUGCAGCUGAACAGAUUGACCGACGGAACGAGCGAAUUGUUGCAGAGAAUUCUCUCGUUGAUCGAUUGGUUUACGAUCUUCUGGCUGAGAUUGAAAACGAUCCUUUAAUCAGGAGCGCUGUUGAAGCAAUCCGUACUCAGAAUCUUGAUGGAAGGAACAUUAUUAUAAACCAAGCUCCACCUCCCCGCGGCAGGCGGCGGCGCCGAUGACGGUCGUAAGUGGUGUGAUGGUGGGCUUUAUUACUCUAGAGGUGGUGGUGGAGCUUAAGGUUUUAUGGGUUUUUUUUUCCCAUAACCCCACCCCUCCUAUCUUAAAAGCAUUAUUCAAAUUUGAGAAUUUAUCUUGUUUUUUUGUUUUUUAUUUAUACCAUAAUCAAGCCCGCCCUGGCUUCUACAAUUACUGCUUUAAUGAUUAUAUGUAAUUACGGAUUAUGAAUUUAUGGCUUUUUAAAAGUACUGUUAAUUAUUGGGACUUGUUUAUUAUUACUUAUACUUGGCUCUAAAUGGAAUACCUACUGCCUUGUUUGGUU
Theobroma umbraticum is the source of this 925-nucleotide messenger RNA. RefSeq lists its product as uncharacterized. NCBI's taxonomy places the organism in Eukaryota, Viridiplantae, Streptophyta, Magnoliopsida, Malvales, Malvaceae. The record is from RefSeq and is a predicted model, not a curated record.